AUGGAUCCAGAACAAACAACAUCAAAUUCAACAAAUCCAGAAGAUUUGAAUGAAAAUCAUGAAAAUUCCGAAACAAUAAUAUUUCCAAGUUGCGAUAUAGUGCUAAAUGAAGAGCCAACAACAGAAGAUGAUAAUGAUAAUAAUAAUAAUAAUAUAGAUGAAAAUGGUAAUAAUAUGGCACCAAUUCCAUAUAUUCCACCGAUUAUUAUUGCCGACAAUAAUAGUGAUAACGACUCUGGCGAUGACUCGAUUCAUCCGCUUGGCACAAACAACAGUGGUGGCGACUCUACACCUCCACAGCGUCUGCAGACAUCACAUAGCUUCCUCUCCAUUCGACGAUCGUGGAUGGGUAAAUUCAUUAGUCGUCGUAAGCUAAAACAUUCAAUCAGUACAGGUAGUUUGAAUCAUCGAAACAAUCAAUCAGAUCUAGUUCCAUCGCCAACAUGUGAAUCUUUUUCAACUCCAACUUCACCUCGAAUCAAUGGACAUCAACAUAUUAAUAAUAAUAAUAACAAUAAUAAUAAUAAUAAUAACAAUAACAAUAACAAUAGUAAUAAUAGUAGUAGUACAACUACUACCAAUAGUAGUAAUAAUAAUAGUCCAUCCAUUAGUAAUAAUAAUAAUUCUAAACCACGCCAGAAAUCAAUCAAAGGAAUAUUCUCAUUUUUUAGUAGUAGUAGCAACAACAAUGGUGGAAAUAAUAGUAAUGGUGAUAAACCAAGUAAUAAUUCAUUGAAACGUUCAAAAAUACCUAAUAGUCUUAGUUGUAGUAAUUUACCAAAUUCAAGUUUUAUGGAUGAAUAUAAAAAACAACAACAAAUUCAACAACAACAGGCUCAACAACAACAAAAAAUAAAACAAACAACACCACCAAGUCCAUCACAAAUACAUCAACAACAAUCAAUGACUACAUCAGUAUCGGCAAAUAAUAUUGUUGGAAGUGGCGGUGGUGAUAUGGAACAACAGAUCAUCCCAGUGGUUGAGUUGUUGAGUGAGAAAAGCUUGGUUAGACCAAACACCGAUUCCACUUGUCAACAGCAACUACAUCAACUGGCACCACUUCGUCCAUCUCUAGUGAGAUCACACACUGAAGUUUCACCGAUUCGCCCGUCGAAUCUAUCGAAUCCACCGAGUCCUCUGACUUCACCACCCUCCAUCUCUAGCAACAGCAGUAGCAGUGGAAGCAGCAGUGGUGACGAACGUUCACCUUCGCCAACCACCAUUAGUAUCAACGAUGGUACAACCAGUCCACUCCAACCGAAUGCAGCCAACAGCACUUCAUCCACUGGCGGCUCUUCUUCGACGGCUGGCAACAGUGUCAGAACUUGGUCGAGGUCGAAAAUCAAAGGAUUACUUCACACACGAACAUCUGCUCCACAGCUAGGAUCGAAACAGCUGCCGCUGGACGGUGCAAUUCCACUUCCGAAAAUUGGAACUCAUCAUUGGUGGGGAUCGUCCAAUCCGAUUCCACCGGAGAACAACAAUCUGCAGAUGCACCUCCAGGCACUACCGAAACUGGCGUCGACAGCUCCAACCUCAUCGAAUGCACUCAGUCAGAAUAGAUCGCAUUCGGAAACACACAUUCAAAGACAAACAACGAAAUGGGUGAUGGCUGCACCUUCUUCACCACCUCCAUUCCACCAUGGUAGCGCUCCGAUUGGUCGAACCAACAAUUCACCUUCGGAUCUCUCUCCAGACUUUUGUCUUUCCCCGAUCAGUUCUGUCAUUCGAGUGUAUUAUGUUCCGCUAUUUGACGACUCCUCACCGAUUCCAUUCUCUGAUGUUCCAGAUUCUUUGACUCUGAACAACCAUAAUAAUAAUCAUACUCACCACAAUCAUUCCAAUCUCAAUACCAGUGUAAACAACACUACAACUACAACCACUACCAACAACGGCAGCAAUUCUUCCAACCAAAAACAACAAAUUCCAACUCAAUAUUGGACACAAACAGUCACCAAUACAACUGUUGUUAGGGAGAUCAUUGACCAGAUAUCUGGAAAGAUCGAUAAACCUUCAGAGUUAUUGAAACUGUGUUGCUCGAUGAAUACUUUGGACUUUUUGGAUGAAGAUAAACUGUUGACCACCACGAGAAUGAAGAAAUUCUUUUUGAUGGAAGUUCCACAGGAGUUGAUCAUCCACGAAUCCGAAGUAAAUCCACCAUUGAAUCAGAUACUUGGAUUCACUACUUAUAAUAGUAUUACGGGUAGUGGUGGUGUUGGUGGUCACAGUGGAUCCAUCCACUCAAUGAAUGGAAUGCCUCAUCACGAUGCACUCUCCACUCAGUCCUGUACCAACUUGUUGGCGAUCAGCAAGAGUUGGUCACCGUCCUACUAUUGCAAAUUCCUUUCCUCGUCGACCGGACGUGUUGCUCCACUCGGAGGUUUGCGAGCCAGUGGUUUGGGAGCGAGUCCAGAUUCACUGAACGAAGAUUUCCUCAUGGAACUCGGUGAGGGACGAUCGAUGUCAUCGAGCUACACCGCCGCUCUCAACAACAGUAAAUCUACCAAUUCACUUGCCAGUAUUAUCAUUGCAAUCUCACCGGUUCUCAAAGAGAAAAUCAAGAUUCUCGACAACUAUUUCCACCACUACUACAGGGAGUUGGACAACUAUCUCGCACAGAGAAAACGACGUAUGGAGAAUCUCAUUCAAGCUCUCAAUGAAUCCGGUAUCAAGGAGAACAGCAUUGCUUGGCAGCGUUGCAUGAGAGAAUACAUGGACAAAGAGAGUACCUAUCUCCGACAGAAACGUGCACACAUUGGACCAUCGGAUUUCCGCAAGCUCUCAAUCAUAGGAAAAGGUGGAUUCGGUAUGGUUUAUCUGGCAAUCAAGAAGGAUACCAAUGAAAUUGUAACACUAAAAGUCAUUCGAAAGACAGCGUAUCAUCGUGCCAAUCAAAUGACAGCGGUCUCCAAAGAGAAGGCGGUAAUGAUGAUUCCCAAUACCACGAAAGACAAUUCAAGUCAGUGGAUCACUAGAUUACUCUAUAGUUUCCAAGAUGCCAACUAUCUGUAUUUGGGUAUGGAGUAUCAUUGUGGUGGUGAUUUCAAAUCACUGGUAUUCAACUUGGUUCGUCUAUCCGAUGACAUGGCAUCCUUUUACUUUGCAGAGAUGUUACUGGCCAUCGAGUCACUGCACAAACUCGGUUACAUUCAUCGUGAUAUUAAACCAAGUAACUUUGUCAUUGACAAAUCUGGACAUAUUAAACUUAUUGAUUUUGGACUAUCAAAAGAUGGAUUCAUUUCAAGAAAUUCUAAAUAUCAUAAUACAUGGAAGAAUUUAAUGAAUAAUAAAGAUAAUGUAACAAAAUUACCAAGAUUUAAUGAUGGUAGAAGAUAUAUAAAGAAAGUUACAUAUUCAAAAGUUGGAUCACCAGAAUAUAUGGCACCUGAAAUGUUAACUGGAAAAGGAUAUGAUUUGACUUAUGAUUAUUGGUCGUUGGGUGUUGUGUUGUUUGAGAUGUUGUUUGGUGAUACUCCAUUCUCUGGAGAGACAGCGGAAGAUGUUUUCAAGAGUAUCAUCGAUUGGAAGAAUGUUUUGAAUUGGGACUACCUUGGAGAGUACUUCUCUGAGCACGCAAAAGAUCUACUUCAGAAACUGCUUUGUGAACCAGAGCGAAGAAUGACUGCCGAAGACUUGAAGUCACAUCCUUAUUUCUCUGGCAUCGAUUGGGACAACAUUAAGAAUAUCACACCGCCAUUCGUUCCACAGGUUCAAUCGGAUAUCGACAGUAGCUACUUCCUCGAUGCCAAGGACUUGGAUGAUGACGAUGUCGACGGUGGUGACUACGACGAGGUGGUGGAAGCAGCAACCAACGCAGCGGAUGGCGUAGUACACGAUCCAAACAACCCGGAAGCACUCCACGGAAUCAGUGCUCUGGCAGCAGAGAUUGUCAAAGACGACGAACAAAUGGCUGCCAGCAUGUUGGCCAACGCCAACAACAAUAACGCCAACGGUGGUGGUGUUGGCAACGGCAACGCCAAUGGAGUUGCUGGUGGAAGUGGUUUUAUUGGUACCGGUGGAAGUGGUUAUCAGAAUAUGAUUGGUGGCGAGGAUUCCUACAGAGCUAUGCCAUUCGGUGGAUUCAACUUCCAGCGAUUCCCAUCGAUUGUAGAGGGUGCCAGAGUGAAAGGUCUCAUCAAGUCGUUCUACGUCGAAGAGAAAUGUGUCUCUAGAGCGACAUCCAACUCUUCGCUGAGCUCGCCAUCCGGUGGAUCAUGCACCAACUCGCCAAUCAUACAAUCUGCAAACUCUAGUAAACCUAAUCCAUCAAUGAGUAGCAGCGGUAGCUCAAUACCAAUUGUAUCAUCAAAUAUAUCAAAUACAAAUAAUAAUAACAAUAGUAACAACAACAAUAAUAAUAAUAAUACAAGUCCAGUUACAUCACCAUCACCAACAAGUCCAAACGUAGCAGGAUAUACAUCAAAGACACCACUACUUAGAGUAGCCAGUAAAACAAAGAAUAAAUAA
Molecule: messenger RNA, 4467 nt
Organism: Heterostelium album PN500
Lineage: Eukaryota; Evosea; Eumycetozoa; Acytosteliales; Acytosteliaceae
Gene: ndrD
Product: putative protein serine/threonine kinase
Exons: 3
Coding region: 1-4467 (1488 amino acids)
Biological process (GO): peptidyl-serine phosphorylation; intracellular signal transduction
Molecular function (GO): protein serine/threonine kinase activity; ATP binding
Source: RefSeq, a predicted model, not a curated record